Molecule: messenger RNA, 580 nt
Organism: Acaulospora morrowiae
Lineage: Eukaryota; Fungi; Glomeromycota; Glomeromycetes; Diversisporales; Acaulosporaceae
Source: the annotation of a GenBank genome assembly
CUUCUACAAAGGUCUCACCCCACUUUGGGCCAGACAGGUUCCCUACACUAUGAUGAAAUUUGCUAGUUUUGAAAGAACUGUCGAAUACAUCUAUAAAACUGUCGGAAAACCCAAGGAAGAUUAUAAUAAGCUUGAACAAUUGGGUGUUUCUUUCCUCGGUGGAUACAUCGCUGGUGUAUUUUGUGCUAUUGUCAGUCAUCCUGCUGACACCAUGGUAUCAAAGCUGAAUAAUAUCAAGAAAGCUGAGGGAGAAUCAACCGCCGCUCUGUCCAUGAAGAUUCUUAAAGACCUUGGUCCCCUUGGAAUUUGGCGAGGUCUUGGUACUCGUGUCAUUAUGAUCGGUACACUGACUGCCUUGCAAUGGCUCAUCUAUGAUUACGUUAAAGUGUUCUCAGGAUUACCAACAACCGGAUCAGAGAAAAAAAAUCAAGUUGGAUUUAGGGGUGUUCGAAAGUCUGGGCAUUACUUGGCUGAAGCUCAGGAUGACAUCCAUUGGAUCCUUCUGUCUCACGGGUUAGAAUUAAAUGAUGCGGUCGAUGAAGUUCUUGAAACUUUAGAAUCCGAAUUAUAUUUUUGGUAA